UUCUCGGUGGGGGCGGAGCGGGACACGGAGGCAGGAAGCGGCCAUGGCGGACUGGGGCCGAGGUUCAAACACAAAUGCUGUGGAUGAUAUGUUAGAUGUGGAAAAUAAGCGCAUGGCAGAAAACCUGGCCACUAAAGUCACCCGUCUAAAAUCGCUUGCAUUGGACAUUGACAAAGAUGCUGAGGAUCAAAACCAGUACCUUGAUAACAUGGACUCUGAUUUUAUGAGUGUGACGGGCCUUCUGACUGGAAGCGUGAAGCGCUUCUCUACUAUGACUCGGUCAGGAAGGGACAAUCGCAAGCUUCUCUGUUAUGUCUCUGGUGGACUGAUUCUUGUCUUCUUCAUCCUCUAUUACUUGGUGACAAGAACACGAACUUGAGGGAGAUUAUUAAAGUUUUUACUGGAUGUUUGUUGAAGGAAAAAAAAUGGUAAUGGAAAAAAGGAGCUCUGGGUGACCUUCAGGUGUGUAUCUUGGGAAGAUUAUUUAAAUUUUCACAGUGACCCAGAGCCUCCUUUAUGGACUACAGUAUGAACUCUCCAUUCUGAACUCAUCUGUUUGCUUUAAAGGGGAUAUAAUUCUGUCCCUCUCUACUUGAAAGCUUAAAUGCAGCACAAUUCACUGAAAUGAAGUCUCUCUCCACCCUGCCCUUAUAUUAACUUGCUGUCUUUACUGGGUGAAAGAGGAAGCAUACUGGUGUUGUUGCUUUCUAGUUUGUGGUUCAGUGGGAAAACCCUGACAAUGUUCAGUAAAGAUGUCCUAAUGCCCAUUUUAAUGGGAAAAAAGUGUUGCUUAAAAGAUUAAUAUUAGCAUACGUGCAUUUCUGAGAGGUGCUCUCACUUUCAUAUAGGAAUGUCUUUUAGAGCAAAAUUGCUUUAUCUCUGUUUCUGGAUAAACCAGUAGCUGUAAUCAUCCUAACAACAAUGUUUGCUUGUUAACUCUUGAGGUGUGUAGAAGAACAGAGUUGGACUUAAAGCGCUCAUAAAAUAUGGGACACCUUGCACAUAUGACUACAUUACUUCUGCUUUUUUUCCCUUUCCAUUCUAGUUAGUCCCUUAACUAAAUAACUUGUCAGUUCUGAGUUGUACUAACCAUAUAGUAAGUUAAUGUAUCUUCAUUUUUUAAACUUCGUCCAAAUCAAUCUUGAAGUUCUUUUUAAAUUGAUGUGUUGAUUCUAGAUUAAAAGAUUUUAUGUAUAUUUUCCUGGAUUGCAUUCUGUUGAAUUCAGUAAGAUUUACUUCUGAGUAGACAUGCAUAGGAUUGCACUAUAAUUCUAGAGGUGCUUGGCAACUGGUGAUUGUUUAGUGAUCUCAUCUCACUGGAAUCAGUAACAUUCUCCUUCUGAGGUUUAUUAGCAAAGCAUUAGCCGCAUUUAAGCUAAGAUGAUGUGUACAAUUAACAGUGCAAUCCUGUAUUUGUGUACUGAAAAGAACUCCAGAUUUAUAACCCAAGAUUUUUAUAUCGUAUCUGAUUUAUCAAUACUUUUGGUUUCCUAAAUACAAUUUGCCAUCCUAAGUUGUUCCAUAGUGAAAAAAAGAAUAGAAGGAACAAAACAUCCAGUGCUGAUCCAUUUGGGAUCUUCCUGUAAUUGAUGUACUUGUGACAACCUUUCACUUGAAGCAAGUGAAUAUUCUGUGGUGGGUGAAUCUCAUUUGUCAUUGAUUAUAUCUCACAAUUGAAAUAGUGACAUUGCAAUUUCCACACUGCAUUUAAAUUUGAAAAUAAAGUAAGUUUAAGCAUUUGA
Messenger RNA from Candoia aspera, 1742 nucleotides. It is a transcript of the gene BET1L, whose product is annotated as Bet1 golgi vesicular membrane trafficking protein like. The transcript has 4 exons. Lineage: Eukaryota; Metazoa; Chordata; Lepidosauria; Squamata; Candoiidae. Gene Ontology annotation, cellular component: SNARE complex. Gene Ontology annotation, molecular function: SNAP receptor activity. The record is from RefSeq and is a predicted model, not a curated record. Gene Ontology annotation, biological process: regulation of retrograde vesicle-mediated transport, Golgi to ER; retrograde transport, endosome to Golgi. Bases 44 to 379 code for a protein of 111 amino acids.